AGUCAGUCGAGUUUCUGCUGAAAUGAAACUGAAGUUUGUUACUCAGAGCAGUCGGGAGUUUCUGACACCGCAGCAAAAACAUCUCGGACACAUCUGUGGUGCUCAUUAACGCGUUUGGACAAACAACAGUCCACUGAAUCAGUUUUUGGAGUCAGUCAUGGCGUCUUUCAGCUACGAGUGAAAAGCGAGGCCGCGGUCUAAAGUUUGCAGUUAACCCGGCAAACAGCAGCCCUUCACCGCCUCAGAUUUGAGCGACGCACCGGCUUGAGAAUUUUUUUCUAUUUAGACGUGAUGUAGAUGUCUGAAUGCCCCUGCAAAUGUUGUGACAUUAAAAAACAGAAAUGAAAAGUGAAUGAGGAAGUAACAGGACUAUUUAAGAAUAUUUCCCUUUAUGUGACACAAGAAAACAACAGCACCUGCUUCACCAUGCCUGCAUCUUCACGGUUACUGGCCGGUCAUGAGCUGACGUCUCCGUACAAGAGUUUACAUGACAGUUAUGUGUCCAAUCGCAGGGACUCCAAGUGUCCCAUCUCGACUGUGCUGGCUGUCGGAUGUGUGGUGGUUUUGGGUGUUUUAUUGGCCAUUGCAGUAAUCGAGAGACUGAAGUAUGAGGAUCAAAUCAACGAGGCUCUGAAUCCCCAUCACACGCCGCCCUCCUGCAAUCAAACUGACCCCACUGAGCACAGCAGAAUUGUUCUGGUUGAGAGUUUCCCUCUGGGUGUGGAUUACGGGAGAAAUGCGAAUACUGGAGUGAAUCUGUAUGAUGCCUGGAAGGAUCUUCUGUCUUUGGCCUCCAAACAGAUCGAGGUGGCGUCGUUCUACUGGUGUCUGACCGGCGAGGACAUCAACGUCAACUCCUCCGCCGACACGCUGGGCAGAGACAUUUUAGAAGAGUUCAAGGCUUUACCGUCCAGAAACGUGUCGGUGCGCGUCGUCACCAGCAUCCCCACUUUAGCUCCCAACUCAACCGACCUGAAAAUCCUCAAAGAACACGGAGUGCAGAUACGCCGUGUGAAUUUCGGCCGUUUGACCAAAGGAAUUCUUCACUCAAAGUUCUGGAUCGUGGAUGGGAAACACGUUUACAUCGGAAGCGCCAACAUGGACUGGAGAGCUUUAACGCAGGUCAAAGAGCUCGGCGUGGUCAUCUAUAACUCCAGCGCUCUGGCUGCUGAUCUUCAGAAGAUUUUCCAGUCGUACUGGGUCAUGGGUCGCUCCAACGCGUCCAUCCCGGAUCCGUGGCCCUCCGACUACGACACCCAAAUCAAUGAGGAACGUCCGCUGACACUCAACCUGAGCGGAGUAGAGAGCAAAGCUUACAUUGCGGCGUCUCCGCCUGUUUUCUGUCCGGACUCUCGCACACAAGAUCUGGACGCGAUUCUGUCGGCCAUCAGAGGAGCUGAGGACUUCAUUCAUGUGGCGGUCAUGGAGUUUUAUCCCGCCUCGAAAUUCUUUCAUCAUCACGGAUACUGGCCAGUGAUUGAAGACGCUCUGAAGCGCUCAGCCGUGGACAGGAACGUGUCGGUCAGUCUGCUGGUCAGCUGUGGAUGGGAAUCGGAUCCGGCCGUGUGGCCCUUCAUCAGGUCUUUAGAUGCUCUUCAUUCGCCAGCAGACGACAUCAACAUCGCUGUGAGAGUGUUUGUCAUUCCAGCGGGAAACCAGUCACACAUUCCUUAUUCCAGAAUCAACCACAACAAGUACAUGGUGACGGAUAAAGUGGCGUAUGUGGGCACGUCUAACUGGUCAGCGGACUACUUCAACACCACGGCCGGUGUGGGUUUAGUGCUUUCCCAGGAUCCUUCAGAAAACUCGUUCCAUCAGCAGCUGCGAGGCGUGUUUGACAGAGACUGGAAUUCACCGUACUCCCAUCCGCUCGCUCGUCUCCACCAGAACCACGACUGCGCUUUCUCCACGUCUGCACCAUAGACACCUCACACACACAAUAUUACCAUCAAAUAUAGCACAUAUGCGCUUUAAACAACCGUUACAUGCAUCAAAGUCACUAAAUAAGGGAACUUCUGUAUUUCUAAAGCUUUCUUGAAGCACAUUUCACUUGAAAGAAAUUCUCUUGUACAAUACAGUUAAAUAACUGGAUAAAGUUUGUUUCAUUUCAGUGUUUUUCAUAGUCAGUGUUUUAGCAUUAAUAUACAUGUCAGAGUAUUCAAAGUUUUUGUGGCAUAUUUCCCUGAGAAUACAAUAACAUGUCAUGGAUGUUGAAAUAUUGCUGUAAAAUCUGCUCUAGAAUGUAUAAACAAAUGCAAGUCUGACUUGAAAAGAUAAUUUUAUUUUUUUGAAUUUUUUUUAACAGUUUCUACUUUCAUAUGGAUAAAAUUUCAUCUUUUUACUUUAAUAUAUAUAAUUUCAUAAUCAUUUUGUCAGUAUUUUUCUCCUCAAAUAAUUGUAAAAUUAAAAAUUUUAAAAUUGAG
Messenger RNA from Labeo rohita (rohu), 2423 nucleotides. RefSeq names its product 5'-3' exonuclease PLD4. The coding region runs from base 427 to 1923 and encodes 498 amino acids. Gene Ontology annotation, molecular function: catalytic activity. The transcript is spliced from 13 exons. Lineage: Eukaryota; Metazoa; Chordata; Actinopteri; Cypriniformes; Cyprinidae. The record is from RefSeq and is a predicted model, not a curated record.